Molecule: messenger RNA, 2490 nt
Organism: Mugil cephalus (flathead mullet)
Lineage: Eukaryota; Metazoa; Chordata; Actinopteri; Mugiliformes; Mugilidae
Product: lysosomal acid phosphatase-like
Exons: 13
Coding region: 57-1322 (421 amino acids)
Biological process (GO): dephosphorylation; lysosome organization
Cellular component (GO): lysosome
Molecular function (GO): acid phosphatase activity
Source: RefSeq, a predicted model, not a curated record
GUCUAUCAAAGCGAUAAUCAGGCCAUCAGCAAAUAUAGCCGUCCAGACACACAAACAUGGUGUCCUCUGUGGUGCUUUUUGUGUUUACGCUGUCCUCCGUGUGUGGACUCGCUGUGGCAGAAAGAAAACUAGCAUACGUGACUGUGCUGUUUCGACAUGGAGACAGAUCGCCAAUCAAAGCCUAUCCUACUGACCCCUACAGAGAGAGCGACUGGCCUCAAGGCUUCGGGCAGCUGUCGCAGGAGGGGAUGAGGCAGCACUUGGACCUGGGCAAGUUUCUGAGGAGUCGAUACGAAGGCUUCCUCAACGAAUCCUACAACCGGCACGAGAUCUUAGUGCGUAGCACAGACUAUGAUCGCACCCUGAUGAGUGCCGAGGCCAACCUUGCAGGUCUCUACCCCCCUAGUGGUCAGCAGGUCUUCACACCCGACCUGAAGUGGCAGCCGAUACCUGUGCACACCGUGCCAUCAAACGAAGAGAGGCUUCUCUCAUAUCCUUUGAAAGACUGUCCUCGCUACAAACAGCUGAUAAAUGAAACCGAACACACGGAGGAAUUUGCUAAUGUCACUGCAGCAUACAAGGACCUUAUAGAGCUGGUGAGGAAUAAAACAGGACUGAAUAAGACGGACGUGGAGUCAGUCUGGAGCGUGUAUGACACACUCUUCUGUGAGUCCCGUCACAACAAGACAGCUCCCGAGUGGGUGACUCCUGACGUUAUGGCGAAGCUCCGAAUUCUCAAAGACUUUGGCUUUCAGGUCAUAUUCGGACUCUACAAACAGCAGGAGAAGAGCCGGCUGCAGGGAGGUAUCCUCUUAGGGGAAAUAGUGAAGAAUCUUUCCAAGAUGGCCGCCCCAGACUCAAAGCAGCAACUCAAACUGAUGAUGCUCUCAGCGCACGACACCACUGUAGCUGCUCUUCAGGCCAGCUUGAACGUGUUCAGUGGAAUUCAGCCUCCGUACGCCUCCUGCCACAUCAUUGAGCUGUACAGGGAGGACAACGGCUCUGCUUCGGUGUCCAUGUUUUACCGAAACGACAGCACCGUGGAGCCGUACCCUCUCCAGCUACCGGGCUGUGCACUCGACUGCCCCCUGGAGGACUUUGUGAGAAUAACCAAGCUCUCCAUCUCGGACGACAGGGACAAAGAGUGUCAGCUGCCUUCAGAGGGCCGAGAUAAAGAGGUCAUCAUCAGUCUGGCCAUGGCCGGCAUUCUGCUCAUCAUCCUCAUCGUCCUCCUCCUCGCCGUCAUUUGCUGGCAGAAGGAGCCGACCGGGCAACAGGGUUAUCGCCACGUGGUCAACCAGGAAACUGGAGACGAGUCCUGACAGAAGCACAGACUCCUCCCCCGGAGAUCUACCAACCUUUCGUCUUGGGACACCAGCGAUGACGAUGAACUUUAAAGUCAGUGCAAAAAAAAAGUCAUGACAUUUUGCCCGGGAGGUAUUCUUGAAAAAAAAAAAUUCUGGCUAGAAAGGACUGAAGAUGAUGAUUUAUUUUGACCUACAGACGUUGUUGUGAGUGCACAAUGUUUUCAGAACUGUAUGAAAGAAGUAGAUGUAGCCACCGUGACAUUUUGGAGCCAGAUGUGAUCAUCUCUUUUACUCUGAAUGGGACCAUAAUUUAUAUAAGUAACACUACGGUGUAUUGAAGAAGACUUGAAACCAGAGAUUGAGACCAUAAACCUUUUCUACACAGUCUGCCUUCUUUUUAAAAUCUGUAGCGUUGCCCUCUAGUGGUCAUUUCAAAGAAUACGAGUUAAAGGCUUCACUUUCAUACUUCUACGUCGAUAUCUUUCAGUGUUUUAGGACGACAUCCAAUCCUUACACAACAAAGUUUGUAUGACUCUUUUUAAAAUGAAUGUGAAUCUGUCUUUCUGCUGUUCGGAUGACGUUAAUUCAUGUGUUUGUUUGUGUUCUGAUGCCUAAAGACCGAGAUGCCUUAAAUAUUUUUAACAACCAGGUGCUCUUUAUGCAGUGUCGUAACACUUUUUUUUUUUUUUUGUAGGGCUCAAGCUUUGUUUUUCCCAAGCUCUUUGAGGUGUUUUUGUUUUAAUUAAAAAGGGGUGUUCAUUAAAAAUAAAAGCGCUUCAGCAAGACACUAACACACCAGCUCGUUUAACCAGAAACAAAGUUAAAAUACAGCUAAUUUUCAAGUUUGUUGUUUAAUCAUGGAAACUGAUUGCUCUUUGGAACUUUCUCUGACCAUCAAAUCUACCUGAAACUUUCAUCUCAUACACUUUUUAGAAAAAGAAAAUGCACACAUGGUUUGAUACAACUCAAAAUGUUUCCUUCUUUGUACAUGUGAGGUUAUGAUCGGGGACUGUGAGUUAAUUAGCACACUGCCAAAAUCAUCACUGUAAAAAACAACACCGUCUUGGUUAUAUUUGUCAGCAUUUGUUUCCCUGCAAUUUACCAGACGUGGAGAAUGUUUUGUGAUUGUAAAUAUGUAUUUUUUUUUUCUUUUUUGGAAGAAUAAAAUCAUCAGUGAUUUGGA